UCACGACUGCGCCACCCGCUCCCGGCUCGCCCCUUCCUCUGGCCUUUCCCUUCCUCGUUCGGUGUGAACAGCCAUAAGCGCAGAACCCACUUACGCAACAUGGUACGUGCUGGCUUCCGUAGGAGAGGCGAAGGGAGACGGGGCCCACUCUCUUCCGCUCUAGUAUCUGGGAGCUAUGGUAACCUUUUCUCUACUGCCAGGACGCUCCACAACCCAUCACCUACAACUCGCAGGUGUUCUCCAUGGCCUUCCACCCAAAGGAGGACAUUGUGGCUGCAGGUCUGAUAGAAGGAAACGUCGCGUGUCACAGAUAUACUCCAGGUCAGGAAGCAACACAGGCUUGGUCCGCAAAGAUACAUAAGGAGUCCUGUCGCGCCUUGGACUUCAGUGUCGACGGAAAUGUGCUGUAUUCGGCAUCAAAGGACCAAACUUUGCAGGUUAUCGAGACCGAAACAGGCAAAGUCUUACUGAAGAAACCAAAGGCCCACAGUGAACCCAUCAAUGCGCUGCAAACGCUGUCAGAAAGCUUAAUCGCAACCGGCGACGACGGCGGCUGCGUCAAAAUCUGGGACACGCGCCAACGGAAAGUCGCCAUGAAAUACCACGAGAACGUCGACUUUAUUUCCGACAUGACGCACGUCUACCACAAAAAAACUCUCCUCGUAACCAGCGGGGAUGGCUGCCUCUCCGUCUUCGACAUCCGCAAACAAAAACCCGUCGCCGUCUCCGCCAACCAGGACGACGAGCUGCUGUGCGUCCAAGUCGUGCGAAACACCACCAAAGCGGUGGUCGGAACCCAGGAUGGUACGCUGCUUCUGUUCUCGUGGGGCGAUUGGGGAGACUGCACGGAUCGGUUCCCCGGCCACCCGGCCAGUAUCGACUCGAUGGUCAAGAUGGAUGAUAACACGGUGAUGACGGCAUCGGGCGAUGGGAUAUUACGCGCGAUCGGGAUUUUGCCGAAUCGCCUGAUCGGCGCGAUUGAUGAGCAUAACGAGAUGCCGGUGGAGAGGAUACGGAUGACACGGGAUGGGGUGUGGGUCGGGAGUUGCGCGCAUGAUGCGACGGUGCGGUUUUGGAAUGCGCAGGAUGCUAUGAAGGAGGAUGGAGAUGAUGGGGAUGAGGAUGAGGCUGAGGAGGAGGUUGCAGAUGAAGCGGAGGGCGAAGCCGAUGAUUCGGACGAAGAGAGCACACCCGCUGCACCGUCAAAGCCUUCGGCAUCAGCUGGCGAUGAUGAAGCCGAAGCGUCAGGUGACGACGAAGUCAGCGAUGACGACUCCGCCACGCCCGUCCGACCACCACCAUCAUCAACACCGCAAGGACCCCCACCAGCAACCAAACGACCCAAACCUGCCCAAUCUUCAUCCGACGACAGCGACUCCGAUAGCGACGACGAAAAAGAGAAGCGGAAGCGGCAGAAGAAAGCAAAGAAAGCGAAACGCGGCAUUGGGGGUGGGAAGAAGGGUGUGAAGCCGGUCUUCUCUGGACUUGAUUGAGUAGGACCGUGAGCAGAUCUUUCUAGCAUAGCGGAGGGUUCAGGUAGCUGCAAUACGCUAGUCUAGCUUGAGCGUACUAUUUAUUUAUCAAUCUAUACGCAAUACAUACCACGACCAUCUCUGC
Molecule: messenger RNA, 1617 nt
Organism: Fimicolochytrium jonesii
Lineage: Eukaryota; Fungi; Chytridiomycota; Chytridiomycetes; Spizellomycetales; Powellomycetaceae
Product: WD40-repeat-containing domain protein
Exons: 4
Coding region: 243-1493 (416 amino acids)
Molecular function (GO): protein binding
Source: RefSeq, a predicted model, not a curated record